Molecule: messenger RNA, 599 nt
Organism: Glycine soja
Lineage: Eukaryota; Viridiplantae; Streptophyta; Magnoliopsida; Fabales; Fabaceae
Product: desiccation protectant protein Lea14 homolog
Exons: 2
Coding region: 35-493 (152 amino acids)
Biological process (GO): response to desiccation
Cellular component (GO): cytosol
Source: RefSeq, a predicted model, not a curated record
UUGGGGUCUGAGUCUAAUAUUUGCAGUGCUGAAAAUGUCGCAGUUGUUGGAAAAGGCCAAAAACUAUGUUGCGGAGAAAGUCACCAACAUGCCCAAGCCAGAGGCGAGUGUCACCGACGUGGACUUCAAGCGCGUGAGCCGCGACAGCGUCGAGUACUUGGCCAAGGUCUCCGUUCAGAACCCUUAUUCCACUUCCAUUCCCAUUUGUGAGAUCAAGUACUCCCUCAAAAGUGCUGGCAGGGAGAUAGCAGCAGGAACAAUACCUGACCCAGGGUCAUUGAAGGCAAGUGACACAACAAUGUUGGAUGUGCCAGUGAAGGUGCCUCAUAGCAUAUUACUGAGCUUGGCAAAGGACAUUGGUGCAGAUUGGGACAUUGAUUACCAAUUGGAUAUUGGACUUGUUAUUGACCUUCCUGUCAUUGGCAACUUCACCAUUCCUCUUUCUCAGAAGGGAGAGAUCAAGCUCCCUACCCUCACUGACAUGUUUGCCUAAUUCCAACUAAAGGCUUAGAACAAAGAAAAUAAAUCAAUAAAUACAUCCUCCAUCAUAUUUUCCUGUUGUAUCAAUUUUGGAUUUUAGUUUUGGUUUUCUCACUUCA